This is a messenger RNA of Mytilus trossulus (common blue mussel), 2008 nucleotides long. RefSeq lists its product as uncharacterized. The coding region runs from base 17 to 2008 and encodes 663 amino acids. NCBI's taxonomy places the organism in Eukaryota, Metazoa, Mollusca, Bivalvia, Mytilida, Mytilidae. Gene Ontology annotation, molecular function: protein binding. The transcript is spliced from 11 exons. The record is from RefSeq and is a predicted model, not a curated record.
GUUAUAACGAUCAGAAAUGAUAGACAUAUUCAUCUUACUGACUCUCCUUCAGAUGGUAUCAUUAGUUGGAUCAUACGAGUUCGUCUGUCCAUCGCAGGCACACUGGAAUCUUAGGGCAAAAUCCAUGUGUAAGGCAACAACAAACUAUACUUGUUUAUUCGACAUUAACCUUCAAAUAAAUGUAUACAGAGAUAGAUGUUAUAGACCUAGCAUUGUAGGUCCUGGUUAUAAAUACGUCUUUCAACCUAACUUAAACAGAGUAGCAUGUAGUGGUAAUCGAUAUCAGCCUUUCAUUUUUGAGACAGUUGGAUACAGUGAUUGCACCUUUCAAAAAUCACUUUGUAACAGCCUAGGUCAGGAGACAUAUCAAAUCGGCGACACUACGGUCGACAGAAAAUGUAUUUGUAAUACUAAUGGAGGAUAUUCUUUUAUCACGAGCUCAGCCCACCAAUGUUACUGCAAUCCUUCAACUGAAGAUUGCUCCUGUUAUCUCGGAAAUAAUCCAUACAACGAAACGGUUGGACUGGAAGAUAUCAAAUGUUAUCAUGAAAUGAAAAUGACAAGAAUCCCUUACUUGGGCGAUAUGUUUAAUAUUUCACGGACAAUAAAAAUCAAUGAGUUUGAUAACAACAAAUACAACAUUAAACAUCUUCCGACCAAUGAAUAUCGCAUUGUAGCAGUUAAAUCGGUUUUCCUGUUGUCAUUAGCAUACGUUGUUGUUUGGAUUAUUGUAUUGCGGGUAAUGCGACAAUUGAUUAAAACUCGUAGCACUCCUAGAGAAUUUGAUAUAAUUGAAUGCACUGAUUGUUCAAUGACCAUUGGAUGGAUUAUUGAUGUCCCAGACGAGUGCCUAUCGUAUGAGCUUGAUCAUCGACUUCGAGGAACAGACGACUGGUCUACCGAGACAUUCCUUUCUGGAGAUGUAUUGACAGAUGAAGAUGGACGACGCAUGUACAAACUUCAGAAUCUGAAACCUGAAAUAUAUUAUGAAAUUAAAAUGCGUUCAGUUUAUAAAGAUGAUGUCAAAAGCCAUUAUUCGGAGUCUAAAGCCAAGCAGACCCUGAAACUGGCUCCUAGAGAAUUUAAUAUAAUUGAAUGCACUGAUUGUUCAAUGACCAUUGGAUGGUUUAUUGAUGUCCCAGACGAGUGCCUAUCGUAUGAGCUUGAUCAUCGACUUCGAGGAACAGACGACUGGUCUACCGAGACAUUCCUUUCUGGAGAUGUAUUGACAGAUGAAGAUGGACAACGCAUGUACAAACUUCAGAAUCUGAAACCUGAAACAUAUUAUGAAUUUAAAAUGCGUUCAGUUUAUAAAGAUGAUGUCAAAAGCCAUUAUUCGGAGUCUAAGGCCAAGCAGACCCUGAAACUAGCUCCUAGAGAAUUUAAUAUAAUAAAAUGCACUGAUUGUUCAAUGACCAUUGGAUGGUUUAUUGAUGACUCACACGAGGGCCUAUCGUAUGAGCUUGAUCAUCGACUUCGAGGAACAGAUGACUGGUCUACCGAAACAUUCCUUUCUGGAGAUGUACUGACAGAUGAAGAUGGACAACGCAUGUACAAACUUCAAAAUCUGAAACCUGAAACAUAUUAUGAAUUUAAAAUGCGUUCAGUUUAUAAAGAUGAUAUCAAAGGCCAUUAUUCGGAGUCUAAGGCCAAGCGGACCCUGAAACUAGCUCCUAGAGAAUUUAAUAUAAUAAAAUGCACUGAUUGUUCAAUGACCAUUGGAUGGUUUAUUGAUGACUCACACGAGGGCCUAUCGUAUGAGCUUGAUCAUCGACUUCGAGGAACAGAUGACUGGUCUACUGAAACAUUCCUUUCUGGAGAUGUACUUACAGAUGAAGAUGGACAACGCAUGUACAAACUUCAAAAUCUGAAACCUGAAACAUAUUAUGAAUUUAAAAUGCGUUCAGUUUAUAAAGAUGAUGUCAAAAGCCAUUAUUCGGAGUCUAAGGCCAAGCAGACCCUGAAACUAGGUAGGGAAAGAUUUGGAAUUACUUUUGCAAUUAAAUGA